Molecule: messenger RNA, 2265 nt
Organism: Penicillium maclennaniae
Lineage: Eukaryota; Fungi; Ascomycota; Eurotiomycetes; Eurotiales; Aspergillaceae
Exons: 5
Coding region: 1-2265 (754 amino acids)
Source: RefSeq, a predicted model, not a curated record
AUGUCCCGCCGACCACCCCGCGAUUACUACGAGGAAGAUGACUUUGAGAUCGAACGGGAACGUGAUCGGAAUCCGCGAUCUCGCCAGCGAGACCGUGAGUUUGAGGAGGAAGAUGUUCAGUACCGUCGUCGCAGAUCAAUGCCCCCAGUCGAAGAUCUGGAGCGCAUGCACAUUCGCGAUCGCCCGCCCCGCGACUUCAUGCGGGAGAGCUACGCCCCACCUGAGGAUCGCGCACCUAUGUCUUUGAGGAGACCACGAGACAAUAUAGAUGGUGUUAUACCGGAACGGGAGCGCGAAGAAGUCUACAUCCGUCCGUCACGCGAGAGACGCCGGCCUCGUCGUGAGAUUGAUGAAGAGCAACUCUUCAUUAAUGAGCGUGAAAGACAUGGCGGCCAGCGACGACGUCGCUCUGAACGUGAUAUUGAAGAAGAUCUAAUUAUACGACGCAGAGAGCGGCCUUCUCGUGAUUAUGAGAGCGAAAGCGACUUCAAGCCCCGCGAAAGAUUCGAGGAGCAAGAUGAGACGUUUGUCCGACGCUCAGGACCACGACGCAAACCGCGCCCUCGUUCGCGAGAAGAGGAGCUAGAAGAGCUUCUAGUUGACGAGAGUGAAAUGGAUCGGCCUCGACGCAGACCUUCUCUCGAAGAGCCGAUUUUUGAACGUGAAGAAAUUAACGAAGUUAUGAUUGACGACCGAGAACGACCCCGUGAGAGACGGCCUCGCAGAGAAUCAAAUUACGACAGAUAUAGAGAAAUGGAAGAUGUUAUUGAUGAUAGAGAAUCAGAACGACUACGAGAAAGAAAGCUCCGAAAGCCGAGGGUUAAGGAGGAGCUGGUUAUGCAGUGGAAAGAUAGGCCAUUGCCGGGCGAGUUCGACGAGGAAGAAAUUCGCAUUAGAGAGACAAGGCGUCCUACACGUCGUAGUCCACCGAUGCCAGUAUUUGCUCCAGAACCACCAGGUGCUUUGCCAUUGCGUGGGAACGGAAUCGAAACCGAAGAACAAAUCCGCAUCAGUUCGCGGAGUCGCCCGAGACCUCACCACCGCGAUGUCGAAGAGGAAGAGGAGAUGGUCAUUCGACGCGAUGAAAAGGAACGAGAUCGUCGAAGACGAACUAAGAUUGAUGAUGAAAUUCUUUUGCGACGAGAGGACAAAAGCCGAGGUCACAGAUCAAAUAAUGAAGAAGAUGAAGAACUACUCAUUCGACGCGAGGAGCGAGAUAGAGACCGUCGGCGGGCGACCAAAGACGACGAGGAGCUCAUUAUUCGACGUGACGAGCGAGACCGACCUAGGAAAGAGUCAGAAGACGAGGUGAUUAUUCGAAAGAGUAAGAGACGGUCUUCGCCUCGAAAGCCUUCGCCCGAUGUUGCGUCCAUUCAUGCACCUCCGAUCCACCAGGAUGUUAUUACGCAUCAUCAUCAUAUUGACCACGGAUUUGAAGCGCCGCCACGAGCUCCCAGCCCCGAUGCUUCAUCCCAGACAAGUAUCGACGAGGUUCAUUUCCAUCACCGCAGAAAAUCCGGCAGCCACAAGUCUGAAGAAGAUCUUGUUUACAAACAUCGCUCCGAUGACGAAUCUGUCUCCCCAACCAGUCGUCCUUCUCUCGAUUUCAAUAACCCUUGGGAAGCAGACGGUGCUUCCACUUCACGACGCAGGCCCAAAUCCAUAAUCGACGAAACUGAAUCCAUCAAACCAUCUCUAGCCGGAAGCACCCGCAGCCGUGCAAAACGAAGCAUGGCUCGUGAUCUAGACUUUGAUGAAGAAACAGAUGAGGAAGAGAUAGAGGUCCAUGAAGAACGCUACGGGCCUCGUUCUAGCACGCGUUCCCUGGGCAGGGAUGUCCCAGACGCCGUGUCCGAAUGGUCCAUGGUUCACACACCCAAGACUGAUGCCCUUGAGAUGCCUGGUGCUCUGAAUGUCAUUGAAGUCUCCUCUGAACCUCGCGAUGAACGCUGGACGGAGAUCACCAAGGACCUGGUUGUUCGCGAGGCAAUUGAGCGGCUCGGAUAUGAAUUCGAAGAGACAAGAACGUUCUACUAUAUCUUCUCUUAUCUGAAACCGGGGGACAUUGACGAAAUCGUUGAACUAUCCGAUGAGAUCCGCGCCGCGAGGCGACGACGUAUCCGUGAAAUGCAUCGUGAACGAGCCGUACCGCCACCUCGACCACCGCGCCCCAGGUCCUUGGUGGAUAGGAUGCCGCCUCGGGCACGCAUGGCUGCCGAGCGGCGAAUGAGAGAGCGAGAAUGGAUUAUUGAUGCUCGUCGUUGA